This is a messenger RNA of Marchantia polymorpha subsp. ruderalis, 3858 nucleotides long. Lineage: Eukaryota; Viridiplantae; Streptophyta; Marchantiopsida; Marchantiales; Marchantiaceae. The record is from the annotation of a GenBank genome assembly.
CGUUACCUUUGGGGAGAGGGCGAGGUUUAAAUCGAUGAAGAGGAUGAAAUUCUGGCGCGGAUGGCGCGGAUGGCGCGGACAGCGACAUCCUCAACGUGCACGUAACCAGUCCAUGACUUGCAAAUAGCUCUUUUCACCAUGAAGCUGCUGAUUACGUGAAAAUUUAGCCGCUCGGAAGGUGAACUUGUUCGCCACGCUUCCCUCUGAACCGCGAGUUAAGAGAAUACUGGAAGUCUCCAUUGUGUAAUUGAGAAGUUUGGAUUACUUCGAAGUCUUUAUGUGGUGAAUAUUCAGUUGUCAGUAGAGGAUCGUAGGAGGAGGGAGCUGCUCUAAGUGCAACCAAUGCUUCGAGAAAGCUUGAUGCAGAUCGGAGAAGCUGCGAUGUGUGAAAGCUGAGAGUUUUUAUAUCUUCGAGAAAGAGGCGGAAGAAACUCCCAUUACUUUUGCAGGAGCUGUGUGUGAUAGUGAUGAUGUGUGCUCGAUGAGAGUUAUUGGUUCCUAGAAAGAUGCACAAGAAGGUUCUUGGUCUGCUGUGAACACUGACAAAGUUUGAACACCUAGGAGAUAGAGUAACUACGAAACAAAGUAACUACAUUUGAGGACUGUUUGCAGAUACAACGACUUGAGUGUGAUCAGAUUUCCGAGAAAGAGUUCAAUGGAAGAGGCAAAAACCAAAGAAGAUGGACAGGAGAGCCAAGAUUUGAAACUUGGCUUGUCUGAUGAUGGCAAAGACUCACCAACAGCCGUGGCCCCAGCUUCCGAAGUACCACCUGACCAGCCGACUGAAGGUCCUGGUUACCUACAGGAGGGGGAACUAGUUGAGGUGAAACAAAACGACAAGGGGCUGCGAGGUUCUUGGCACCCCGCGGUCAUUGUUCAGGUUCUGCCCGGUAAGAGGGUUGUGGAGUAUGAGGAACUUGUCACUCCCGACGGUCUGGAGAAGCUUAAGGAGACUAUACCAUUCAGGGAUUCGUCAAAAUCGGGUUCUAGAGCUUUGCGGGGAAGUGCAAAACCCAAGAAAUGGAAAUUGCGCAUCAGGCCUCGACCACCUCCUGCUCCGUCGUCGUCAACGAACACCUGGAUCGCGGGAACUUGUGUUGAUUGCUUCUAUCAGGAUGCGUGGUGGGAAGGCAUACUGAAGGAAGAUCUAAUCGACGAGAGUGAUAAGAAAGUAGUCGCAUCAAAAACUGUUGUCACAGUUUACUUUCCAGAUGAGAAAGAUGUUUCUGAACAUGAUGUCACCAAUUUACGGCCUACGCAAGACUGGGAUGAGAAGACAGGAACCUGGAAUCAGAGACCGUCUCAUCCAACACUCGCCAGUUUCAAAAAGCAGUCAAGGGACGAGAGAAAAGCUACAACGACUGAAGCGGAGGAUCCAAGGGAAAUUGAUCAACCCCAGGGUAAUAUUGCUCUCGACUUUGAGAACGCUGGUGAGGCUUCGGGAGACCCGACUUUUGAACAUCUUGAUGAGGAGGAAGACAGUAUCACCUAUCCUCAAAUGGAGCAAGGGGAUGGCACCCACGCAGCAAGCUCUGACACGGACGGUGCAGCUACACAGUGGAGGCAAAGACUGAAGGACGCUGGUUGGAAGGUUAAUGUGACCACACUGGAAUCUGGAAAGAGAAAGUGGUCCUAUGGGCCACCAGAGUCGCAAGGGGCAGACAAUCAAAGCCCGAAGUUGUUCUCAACAUUGUCCUCCGCGGCAGCAGAGUUCACUAAAUUGUUGCAAGAGCAGAUUGUGUCCGAAGAUGAUUCGACUAUCUUUACUUUAAAGGACGUAACUAGUUCUCGUGUGGCCAAUUCAGAUCCGAACGAAAGUGCGACAAUCAGCAACACGGCCAUAGUUGUGAUACCUGAGGCUGACAAGGAGCCAAACCAGCAUCAGCUGGAGUUGACUGAAGACGAGGCACGUGCAUGUCUUACUGAGAAGGGUUGGUCUGUCAACAAGAUUAUCCGCCACCAUGGCAGGAUCCAAUGGCAAUACAAAGCGCCGGGGCUCAGUGACAAACCGAUCCUGAUCUUUCACACUUUGUGCGGGGCUAUCGAGGAGUACAACCGUCGAUUAAAGACCAGCGCUGAUGGCGAUGGCCAGGCAGAAUUACCAAUCGGCCUAAUUAGGACCAAGCAAGUCAGUAACAAGACCAGGAAGAGAACUGAGGAUAAUGACCAUAAAUCUAUCAAGAGAACCCAUUGCUCAGUUGAACCAGAAGGUAUGGAAAUCUCAACUGGAGGAAAGAGUGAUUCUGAUCCAGACAUUGAUCUUCUGGCGGACACGUUUGCCAAGUCGUUUAGACAAGAUUCACAAGAUCCAUCUCACUAUCCUUCAGAAGUUGAGAUGGACCAUCAGGAUAACCGAUGUACCAACUCAGACAAGAAAACACCGGUGCGCUGUACUCCUGAAGGUGAGAAAUACAUGAAUGAACUUCAAAUCGAAGUGGAUACUGAUGAGGCUCGCGAGUAUCUGCGAGAAGCAGGAUGGACGAUCCGCGAAAUUGUUCGCAAAGGGAGGACUAGUUGGUUUUACAAAGCUCCAGCGUUCGGCUCUUCUCCGGCGGCCACAUAUCAAAGUCUGUCGAAUGCCAUGUCGGAGUAUAACAGUAGAGUCGUUAGCACCAAUCAGGUUGGCGUAGAGCAGAGACCUCUUUUUGUACUCCGAAAUCGAAGCGGUAAAAAGUUGCGAAAUCUUCAUCGUAAAACAGAUGAAGGAAUUUCUCCUCGUACCAACAUGGACGAUGUGGACCAAAAUCCUUCAUGUGGAACCGGAACAGCACCUAGAGCGGACACAAAUCCUUCAUCAGUUACAAGGGAGCAAGGAAGGAGGUUCUUUCCACCAAGAGAAGAUGAAAGAGAAAGCGAGAAAGAAUUCGUGGCUAUUUCCAGCCCAGAAGAAAUUUCAGCAAAUGCCGUAGAACCGUUGGCAUUCGCAUCAAGCAUUAAUGAAGAUGUGAAAAGCGUCGUGAGGAAACCUUUCGGGAGUUUGAUUGGAGAUGUUUUUGAGGAUGAUCGAGUGUACCUUCUACAAGUAUAUGUUCUCGACUUCAAGAAGGAACAGCUGCAGCUAUACGUCGAAGGUGACAGCUUGGUCAUCAAAGGAACGUACUUCAUUGACAAUCCUCACAGCGACAACAAAUUCUCCACCAAACAUUCUGGUGCUUUGAGCUGCAGAUUGAUGCUGCCUGAUGAUGUGAUACAUGCAUCAAUCACUGCUUCACAGCUGAAGCCGGAAACUCUUCAUCUGACUCUCCGUAAAGCCGUUAUUCCUCUUAAAAAGUUUCAGAUUUCCAUAAAAUGAGGAUCAAUGAGAUUCAUGAAAUCCCUUGCCAGACAUCAUUCAUCAUCGGGAACAUUCUCAGUUUGGUGAUCUCCAGCAACAGCCGAUCAAAAGCAUCGAAAACUGGUGAAUACAAUAAACAGCUGUACAUUUCCCUUCCCCUACCACAGGAGUUUCUACAGGGAGGCUGGAUCUAAAUUCAACAAUUGUUUCAAGAUUGGAAGGAUUGAAGGAUGACUUACACGCAUCUACGAACAGAAAGUCAAAUCAAAGUAUUGGAAUUAUAUGAUUGUCACGGUCCAUUUAUAUGUUGUUAUAUAACAGACUGCAUACUAGCUUUGCCUACCACCUCUUGAGAAAUAUGACAUUGAAUAUUUGUUUUACCUUUUUCCUUGUCCAUACUCUUGAUAAUGCGACCUUGUCAAUAGACAUGUAAUUAUCUCAUUGAACAUCAAACUUUCAACCUUUUUAUGAAAUAUGAAAGAUACUUACUUUCAUGACUUCUGAUAUGUAGUAAUCCUGUAGUAUUUAUGAGAGGGAUAUAAAAUGCAGACCCUAAAGUCAAUCAAUGAUAUGAUCAACAUUGU